AUGGUCCCAUCGCCUAAACCAUCGUUGUCAACACCCGCGUUUCCUCGCAAUGCUUCGACUCAACCAUCACCUUCCAAUUCAACCUCAACUUCAUUACGACCUCCGAGACCUCGUACUAUGGCAGACAGAGAGCGUCGUUUACAACAUAGUCCACUCGCUGACGACGAUGAACAUUUGACACCAGCAAGUUUAGAAAGACUACGUAGUUUGGAACGCGACUAUCGAUCUUCUCGACUUUUGAAUGAAUUGGGUCCAUCAGCCACUACAACCACCACCAAAAAGGGGCGCCGUGGUAAUGACAUUGAAUUUGCCACCGAGAUUGGUCAAGGUCUAUUGUUGGAAGUGCGGAAAAUGCAGGCUGCCCUUCAUCAAAAGGAACAACAAGUCAAUCAACUCAUUAGUCAAAAAGCGGAUUUGGAACGAGAUAAUGAGCUCAUGGUUAGCCAAUUGCGUCAACGCGAAGAAGUACAAGAUCGGCUCAAGGAGCAGACAUGGGAUUUAGAACUUGCCAAGCAGGAUUUAUCAGUCAACAUCACCGAUUUGCAGCAGAAUUUGAAUCGUGCACACCUUGAACAGAGUCGAUUGACGCAUCAGUUGAAUGAAUUACAAGCUGAGAUGGACAAGAUGAGAGAUCGUGAGGAGAAGCAGGGUGCAACCAUGGAAACGAUGAAAACACGGCAUGAACAUGAUAUGGGUGUUGUACGUCGUCAUGCAGCUGGAUUGCAACGUGAAAAGCUCGAAAUGCGCAAACAAAUCGAUGCUCUCACAUCAGAACUCGCCAUUGCUCGUGCACAGACACGCAUCGUUUCACGUGAUAAGAAAAGAUCAUCCAUACCACCUUCACCUACCACGACAUCAGCAUCUGAACCAAUCGAUAAGCUUGCCGACGAAACAACAAAGGACGCAUCCAUGAAUGGAUCGAAUGAUGAUAAGCUUGGAUCACCAAAAUCAACAACACGCAAUCAGCAACUCGAGGUGGAGACGCUCAAAAGCUCGCUUGCUCAUGCCCAUCGCAUGGUAUCCAACUUGCGGUCGAAUUUACAUAAAGAGAAGACCGAGAAGUUCGAAUUCAAAAAGUUGUUGGCUGAAUCCCAGGAGACGAUUGAGCAACUGCAAAAUGAAAUGUGGGUCGAUCAGCAACCAUCAUCAUCACAACAACAUCAACAAAGUGGAUCAAGUGGUCGACGUGGUGGUGGUGGUAAACGAGGUCGUAAGGCUGCACGUCGUGGAGGAACAAGUGUUCGUAUGCCAUCGACUACACGUAGUGGUGAUGUAUCUGAACAAGAUGAUGAAGAAUCGGUCAUGUUUUCAUCUGAAGAAUCGGGUCGAAGCGAUGAUGAAGAUAACAAACAGCCUGCUCCUCAGCCAUCCAUAUCCACACAAUCCACGCUUGCUGAUCAACUUAAUGCUGCCAUGUCAUCAUCAUCACCUUCACCACGUCCUUCUCAUUCCACACUUGCCGAUCAGCUUGGUGCUGCCAUGUCAUCAUCACCUUCGCCACGUCCUUCUCAAUCUACACUUGCUGAUCAACUUAAUACAGCCAUGUCAUCAUCACCUUCACCAAAACCUUCUCAAUCCACACUUGCUGAUCAACUUAAUGCAGCCAUGUCGGCUUCACCACAAUCUCCUCAACCAAUUGUGGAUCAACAACGUCCUGAACCUGUUACUACGAGUACGCAAACGGAUCUUCGUAUAUGGAAUGAUCAACAAUUGUAUGCACAUGGCGCUGAACCAGCAACGACUAAGCUUGUGGAUACUGGUAUCAAUGCGACAACAUCUUUGAAGGAUACACCCAUUCUCGUACAACAAGAUCAGCCAUCCCAGCAUGCAAUCCCAAAUGUCCCUCGUCGUGAAUUUGAUAUUGCUACAACCGAAGCAACAUGGAGCGAGUCGUCAAUUCCACAUGUGGAACCUGCAAAGGUUGUUGCCAAUAACACAACUCGAGUUUUAUCAGAGAACAACACGAAUACCCAACAUUCAUUGCCAAGUGACCAAGUACGAGAGGAAGAAGAACCGGCACUUGCAAAGGUUGAUGUUGUCACACAGCAUGAAGUGUCAUCUUCUCCAAUGGUGGUACACGAUGUGAAACGUGGACUGGGAAUGAGCAGCGUGGGUACAGCGACAUGUGACACAAUCCAGGAACACAAUGAGCCCAUUACACAAACAAAGGACGUUGUUGAGUACACCACCAUUCGCAAUGCUACGGAUGCCGUUUCAGUCGAACCAAAAGCAAGCGAGCCUCCUGUGUCGACUCGAAAUAUGGAUGCACAAACCGAUAAGGUUCUUUUACACCAUGCUUCCAGCCAAGCCUUUGAUGCACCGCCGACAAUCCCAGAAUUGAGUGACAACAUCAACAUCCAUUUGCAGGAUAUUGCACCAAAAUCCACCAGCGAUGAUGUUGUUGUUGAUACACCUGAAAUGACGAUUCAUGCCCUUCCACCCAUUUCUUUUGAACCUGUAUCAAAGGAAAACCUCGAUGUUGCUACUUCUCCCAUUCAAUCUGCUGCAUUCUCCGAGCACAGUAUGCCAUCUCACUCUUUCAGCAAUAAGGAGGAGGAAUCGGCUGCAAUUAGCAAUAACGUUCAGCAAACGAGUGCUUGGACUACAGCACACGAUAAUGUCUUUAGCAACAAUGCUCAGCAAACGAGUGCUUGGACUACAGCACACGAUAAUGCCAAAUCGACCCAUCAACAAGAGCCAACCUUAUCAAAUGACACGUUCAUCCAUGAUGAUGUAAAGCCUUCUACCACCAAGAAACAACGAGAGAUUGUUGAAUCGAGAUCGUCGUUUGUGAUCGAAUCCACACAUGCAUCCUCUGCCGAUCAAGUAGAAUCCUUUACGGGCAACAUGAAUGUUGAGGCAUCUUCGCCCAUCACUGAAAAGGACACGCCAUCAUUACAACAGCAGCCUACAUUAUCCACUACUUCAAGCUCCUCCAUGCAUGUUGCACCAGCAACAUCAUCCUCUCCCUAUACCGGCUUGCAGACGAUUACUAAUAACAACACACAUGACGACGUUACUGAAAAGAUGUCACAAAAAGAUUUCAACGCGCACGCUGUAUCAGCUAUCAAUAUUGAGCCGUCUGGCACGGUUGCAGCAACAACGUUCACACAAGAACAGAGCCAAAAUGUGUCAUCAGUACAAGCUACAGCAUUCCAAAGCACUAAAUCAGCUGCACACGAUGUUGCGCCUUCUUCUACUCAAAGUCAACAACCCCACGCACCUUCCUUUACUACGGUUGAAACAUCCAUCCAAAAGGAUACUACUCCUGCUUUGGACCACAAUAACAACAUGUCACUCACAUCAACAUCUCUCCAAUCCACCGACAUUGUACCAACAACACGCAAUGAACCUGCUAUCAAGGAUUCUCAAAACUUGAGUACUGCAAACAUGACAUCAAUGCAACAACAGACAAUGCCAUCCAUUAUGGUAUCAUCAGCUUCUUCGGAUUUUGCUGUUGCUCAACAACAACCUUCAAUGCAAGCAAAGCAAGUUGCGGAGUUAUCUGUUGGAGCACAGACAUCUCAGCAUGCAUCAUCAUCACCAGAGCAACAACCUGCUCCUUCUAUCUCAACACCAUCGCCAUCACAACCUCCUCGAUCCAAUAGCGAAGAAUACGGCUAUGUGAGCGUAACUCAGCAUAGCAAUGGAGAAAAGCUAUUGACACAAUCUGAAGCGGACGCUAUGGUGGAAGCAGCUCUUGCAGCCUAUCGACGCCAAUCCAUGCGUAGUAUGAUGACCACAAGUGGUGGCGGUGGUGGUGUUCCCAAUGAGCAACAACAAGUUCAGCAAAUCGAAAAUGAAUAUGGUGUUGCCUAUAUCAAUACACAAACAAUGACUUACAAGCAUCGUCGCGAAUCAGCUAGUAGUACAGCAUCUACGAUGGCUUCGGCAACAUCAACGUCGUCGCACAUGAUGAUGGAUGCAUCCCAUUUGGCAAGCAUGGGUAGUGCUGGUGGACCUAGCAGUGCUAUUACAUUGAUUACAAGGACCAUGAUUGGUGAUUGGAUGUGGAAAUACACUCGCAAGACGGUGGGUGGUGGUUUAUCAGAACGACGCCAUUUACGUUUCUUUUGGAUCCAUCCCUAUACGCGCACGCUUUAUUGGAGUGCCGAUGAACCUGGUGCAGAUGGUCGUGAAUCUCGAGCCAAGAGUGCUUUUAUUGAAAGCGUAUGCACCAUUGUUACCCCUCAUCCACAAGGAUUACCCAAUGUUAGUUUGCUCAUUCAAACCACUGGACGUCCCCUCAAGGUCACAGCGCCUGAUAUGGCAUGCCAUGAUGUAUGGUAUGAAGCAUUGAUGCACUUGUUAUCUCGUGCUGCAGAAAAUGGUGGCGACAGAUCACUUGGCCGUCAGGACAUUGCUGCUUCUCUUUCCACCAGCUCACUCGUUAGCACCAGCAGCAGAAAACCCAGCUUGCAUCGUCUUCGACCUAUGCGAUCGAUCAGCUCAUCCAUCACAGGUGCAAGCACAAAGAGUACAGCAACACUUGCAUCCAACAACAACAACAAGAAAUCCUCCCAUCGUUAA
Molecule: messenger RNA, 4530 nt
Organism: Lichtheimia ornata
Lineage: Eukaryota; Fungi; Mucoromycota; Mucoromycetes; Mucorales; Lichtheimiaceae
Exons: 7
Coding region: 1-4530 (1509 amino acids)
Biological process (GO): establishment of mitochondrion localization; dynein-driven meiotic oscillatory nuclear movement; microtubule cytoskeleton organization
Cellular component (GO): cell cortex; mitochondrion
Molecular function (GO): phospholipid binding; tubulin binding
Source: RefSeq, a predicted model, not a curated record